Messenger RNA from Chelonia mydas (Green sea turtle), 4486 nucleotides. RefSeq names its product zinc finger protein 777-like. The transcript is spliced from 7 exons. Gene Ontology annotation, molecular function: DNA-binding transcription repressor activity, RNA polymerase II-specific; RNA polymerase II cis-regulatory region sequence-specific DNA binding. The coding region runs from base 277 to 2091 and encodes 604 amino acids. NCBI's taxonomy places the organism in Eukaryota, Metazoa, Chordata, Testudines, Cheloniidae. The record is from RefSeq and is a predicted model, not a curated record. Gene Ontology annotation, biological process: negative regulation of transcription by RNA polymerase II.
CCGGCCCCUCCCGGCAGCCAGGCCGCGGCUCCCUCCCUCCCUGCGGGCCGCGCUCGCUCUGCUCCGCCCGGCAGCGGGGCCGGCCCGUGGCGAGGCGGCGCCGGGACUCUGCCCAGCCCGCAGCGGGAGCGGGGCUCGGGCUUGGAUCCGGAUCCAGCCGCCCGGCUCGUUCCCUGCGGAGCAGCCUCGCCCGGUGCCCCCAGCCCGGCCAGCGGGAGCUCCCGGGGCCGCCCCCGGGCCGCGGUGAGGGGCGCGCCCGGGCCGGGACAAAGGGCCAUGGCCGAGCGGGCCGCUGCCCAGGAUCAGGAGUGGGACAUGGAGCCCCAGCAAUGGUCACCUUUCCAACCUUCUGCUGUUCCUCAACAAACUUCUGCUAAAGAGACAAAGCCAAACUCUGUAGAGAUUUCGCUUUGGACUGUUCUAGCUGCAAUUCAAGCGGUGGAAAAGAAGGUUGAUUCUCAUGCCGCGCGGUUACUGAACCUGGAGCGUAGAACAGUGACAACAGAAAAGAAAUAUUUUGACUGUGAGAAAACAGUAGUGGAUUUUGGUAAUCAAAUGGAGAGUAAGUGGGCCGCGCUGGGAACUCUGAUCCAGGAGUAUGGGCUGCUGCAAAGGAGGCUGGAGAACAUGGAGAACCUGCUGAAGAACAGGAACUUCUGGAUCCUGAGGCUCCCCCCAGGCACUAAGGGGGAAGUUCCCAAGGUCCCAUUGGCAUUUGAAAAUGAUGCCGUUUACUUCUCUGAGCAAGAAUGGCAGAACUUAGAGGAAUGGCAGAAAGAGCUCUACAAGAACGUGAUGAAGGGGAACUAUGAAUCUCUGAUCUCGCUGGACUAUGCACUCUCCAAACCUGACCUUCUGGCACGGAUUGAACGAGGGGAAGCGCCCUGCGAGGGGGAGGAGGGAGACGCAGAGGAAAGAGGAAUCCCUGCAGAGCCCAGCACAGAAUCGCUGGUGUAUACGCUUGAUGCGACCUGCCAGAGUGAAGGCGAGGAAGAGCCGUGCAUCAAGGGACAGGAGAACUCGGAGGAAAGCGAGAUCCCGGCUGAACCCCCAAUCGAGCGUGCAUUUUCCCAGCCAAGCUGUGUGUCCCGGAUAAAGCGAGAGGAGGAGCUGUGCAUCGAGGAGCAGGGGGCCUCGGAGGAGGGGGAGAUAUUCUCAGGGCCCAGCACUGCAGAUAAUGGAAUCAUGUUCAAAACUGAGCUGCUGGAGCAUGGGGAACGUCUCAAAAACUUGCAGCUGCAAAGGACGUUAUCUGGAAUGUCUGAAGAAAUUGUGGUCCAGACUCCCAGGGAGGGAAGGCCUUUGGAUCAUCCAGACAGCUCAAUAAUGCAGCAAAGGAACCAUGACAAGAACAGGCCGGUAGAGUCAGUCCCUGGGGAGGAAAGCUUCAGGGAAAGCAACGCUGUACCUUUUUACCGGCGCAGCUGCCCAGGUGAGAGACCACAUGUGUGUGCUGAGUGUGGGAAAGGCUUUCGGCUGAAGAAGAGCCUCACAAUGCACCAGAGAAGCCACGCAAAGCUGGGAUGUUAUGAACCUGCAGAGUGUGAGAAAAGCUUUGUGUACAAGCAGCACUUGACGAUGCACCCGAGACUCCACACUGGAGGGGCCACUUACAGCUCUGUGGAGUGUGAGGAAAGCUUCAAACAGAAUCACCACCUGAAAUCCCACCCCAGAAUCCAGACAGCGGACAAGCCUUACAGUGCCACUAAAUGCACGAAAAGCUUCAGUGUCAAACCACCGUACAGGCAGCACCAGAAAAGCCACGUGCGAGAGAGACCCUAUAAGUGUAAUAAGUGCCAGGAGUGCUUCUCUCAGAAGAAAGGCCUCAUCACGCAUCAGAGAAUGCACACGGGAAGGAGUGGAGGGUCGUUAAUGUGCACGUACUGUGGGAAGAACUUCAGUCACCCCUCGGAUCUGAUUAGACACCAGCGGAUCCACACGGGGGAGAGACCCUACCAGUGCACUGAGUGCACAAAAAGUUUUACGCAAAAGCAGCAUCUCCUCCAACAUCAAAAAAUCCACACCCGUGAGAGGAACCGUAUAAACGUGCAGAACAUGAGAGAGGCUUUGCUGGACAACAUCUUCUUCUAGCUCACACAGGGCCCCCUCAGUGCGAUGGCCCUGUACUGUUGCCAUGAGCUCAUUGCUGUAGACACUCAAAAGAAACAAUUUACCGCCAAAGGAUGCACACUGUAGAAUAGGGGCCACACAAACUUCUUGCUGGAGUGGUGGUGUGUUGCGGUAUCUUGUAGCUCGCUUGAAAAAUACUUUUAAUGUGAAAUGCUCCAAGUUUAAAAAAAAACCAAGUAAACUGAAUCACUUAAUUGAAGUGAUAACGAAAUAUGUUUCUCGGGAAUGUCUGCUAUUUGUCUGGAAUUGGCAAUAUGUAAGCUACUCCCCUCGAUGAUAUCCUGCAGCAGUCAGUUCCAUAAGUUAGUCACAUGUCGUACAUGCCCCAAACAGUCUACAGGUUACUAAAAGUAUACACACACAGGGCAUUAAGUGACACCCUUGCUGACAGCAGGGCUUUGGAGCAGAGCCUGGAGCUGGAGCCCGGAGCAGCUCCAGAGCAGUGGAGCUGCAGGUUUUUGCCUGGAGCUGGAGCGGAGCCGGAGCACAGCUCCAAAGCCCUGGCUGACAGUCUCUGUGCAGAUCCCAGGGAAUGGGAGUUGGUUGCUAGGGGUAGGGCAGUGAUGAGGCAUAUGGACAGGGCAGAUAGAGGAAGUUUGCUCUGCAGCUGCCAUGUUCCCUAGAACUAUCCUUCCAGCUCCUUAAGCACUGAAACUGACUUCUCAUGUGCUGUCAGUUGGGCCAAAUUCUUUCUAAAUGACACUGUAAAUCUGGGGAAACCCACUGAAGACUCUGGAGUAAUUCCGCCUUAUGCUGCAGUAGCUGUGAUCAGAAUUUGGUCCCAGACUCAUCGCACAUGAGUACAUCUGCAGGCGAGAGCGCAUUCGCAAGGUUUCCUUUUAUACCUCUGUUUAAGACACAAACAAUGCAAUUGAAUAGAAAAACAAUUUGUUAGCAGGAGACAGCACUUUCACUACACUCCAAUGUGUACUGAAUUUCAUAUUGCAGUGAAUUACUGUCUUGAUUGCCCUCUUUUUCCUGGUAGUUGUAGCAUAAUAUUUCUGUUUAUUUAUUAUCUGGUCGGUAUUUUUCCCGUCUAUACAGUAUUUUGUUUGUUUCCUUUCUGUGCAGCUCAUGGUGUGUCUGCUUCUCUUAUUCUCCUCUCAGUUCUUUUACUCUCAUUUUUAGGAAUCAGGUCUUGCCAUACUCGGGGACUGUUAACUAUAUGUUACCAAGCUGUGUGAGUCUAUUUGGUACAUUGUCUAAAUGUUUAGAUCCCAGCUACACUGGGGCUAAAACUGCUACCUGAAAUGUUUUAAACAUGUUUUAAUUGGUCACUAGGCAGGGCCACAUCAUAUUAAUCCUGGGUUAGAAACUAUAUUGUCCUCUCCUGGGUUCCAGUUUGGGCCUGUAACUGGUGUCGAGUUGUUAGGACUGUGGCCCCUCGUGGAGGGGCAGAGCUGCUCCACUGAUUCAGUCUGGCAGCCAGACCUGGGUGGGUCUCAUAAGCUCCAUUUGGGAACAUCAAAGGCUGUGGGCCUUUAAGGAAGAGAGAGGUAAAGGGCGACCUGCAGGCAGAAACUUCAAUAUAGUUUUUCAGGAGAGAGUUGGCUGGUGAUUGACUUAGUUUCAGUACGGUCCUGCCACAAGGUCUUGUUCAGUCAUUUAAAUAAAGGCAAACUCCAGAAGGGCACUGAAUUUGGACAGUAACCAUUAUGGGAGCAUGGAGUGGGGACUCUAGCCAUUUACAGGGCCUUUCCCCACUCCCUACUUAUCCCAAUUUCGGUCCAUCCGCACUCCUGAGCCAAUCUGGGUUUAAACCCAAUGAACCUGAGUAGUUUAAAAAAAAAAAAACAGUUCAUGACUCUUUUAGCCCUUGUGCAGCUGGGAGUUCAUAUUUAAUAUACUGUGUUGGAUUUUUAGUUGAGAAGUUUAUUUUUCCCAGCAUUGGUGAGUUCUUUGAUUUACCAGUGGCUCUGAGGGUUGUGAUCAGGUCUCUUGUUUGUCUCUGUAUUCAUUUUUCAAAGUGUACUAAUCCAUGAGCACGUCAGGCUUCACCUGUGCCACAAUGCUGCACACCCUGAACCACCCGAGGGCAGCAGGGUUAGAACCCAGGUCUUCCAGAAACACAGGGCCCUGCCACAUGUGCAAAAGGAGAAUCUCUCUUAGCAUUUAGCAACAUAGGGCCUGUGGUAGGUGGAGGAACACUUCUGAUUUUGUCCAGUACACACACACUAGCCAGUUCUUCAGUGUCUGUUUUUUUAAUUACUUCACUUAACCCCCUUAUUUCCCUUUUAAACUUGUACUGUUUAGACUGUGAGUCCUCCAGGGACUGUCUGUCUCUGUCAAGUGCCGGGUAAAUUGACGGCAGUAGAUACUUGAUUAUUAAUAAUAAUAAAAUUAAGCUUGAACAAAC